AUGGCUUUGCAGAACUUUGACCCAGAUGCGUUCUUUGAAGAUUGGUCCGAAGAAAAGUACUCUCCAUCUUGCAGUGGGAAGGUUCUCGCGCAAUGUAUAGGGGAGUCAUUCGGCAUCCCGCCUACAGACAAAUACGUCUAUCGGGCACAAGCAGAGACCACACUGCAUGCCACACAGAGAGCUAUCGAAGCGAAAAGAAGCCAUGGAUUGCAUGGAUGGUAUCAUGGCAAUGGUGGAAAACCUAUCGAACCACCUCAUCCCUCCCUAGAAGAAAUCCAAGCUUACACAUCCCUCUUCUCUCCCCAAAACAACCUCCCCACAGCGCUCAACAACUUCGCCAAAUCGGCAAAAGCCGACACCCUCCGCAAAAGCAUAGGAAGUCACCUAAACGACCGGCUCUUCAACAAGUCCACCAAUCUGAUUCCUUCAAAAAGAGAUCCCAAGAAACCAGCUCGACAACACAAGAACCCUUAUCUGGAUCUCUGGAAGUACUCGUGUGAGGAACUGGAGUGGGCUGGUCCUUUACCAUCGACUACAUACACCCGUAUAUCUCAUCACAUUCUGCCAAUUUUCUACCAUCACUUUGGCUGCGUAGUGCCCUCAUAUGCCGCCCUGCAUGUCCUAGCCAAACUGGCUCAGCCAGCGAAACCGGCCAAAGAAGAUGUGCUCCCGAUCUUGGACAUUGGCAGUGGAAACGGGUAUUGGACUUACAUGUUACGCAACUUCCCGAUCGCUCACAUCGGUACCUCCAAGCCACUCGAUGUACGUGCCAUCGAUAACCAGAUCAGCGAGUACCGCGUCUCCUGGAUCAAAGACACUAUCAUCACAGAUGGCAAGGAGUAUCUGAAGAAACACGAUGGUGGCCAAGGUUGUGUUCUGUUACUCGUCUAUCCCCAGGCUACAGGUGGUUUCACAGGUCCAUUACUCAAAGCUUUCCAGGGUGACAGGAUAGUAGUUGCGGGAACGCAGAAUGGGAAUGGAUUUACUGGGUUUCAGGAUGUGAUUGUGGAUGAGUGGGUAGAGAAGAAUCUCAAGGCAUUUGAGCUGACAUUGAGGAUGCCGUUGCCGAGUUUUGCGGGCAAAGACGAGGCACUUUUUGUGUUUGAAAGGAAGAAGUAG
Alternaria alternata is the source of this 1119-nucleotide messenger RNA. RefSeq lists its product as hypothetical. NCBI's taxonomy places the organism in Eukaryota, Fungi, Ascomycota, Dothideomycetes, Pleosporales, Pleosporaceae. The record is from RefSeq and is a predicted model, not a curated record. The transcript has a single exon. The coding region runs from base 1 to 1119 and encodes 372 amino acids.